GUCGUUACAACUGCGAUGGUUACGUACACUGAAUUAACAAAAGUAGUUUUGUGGUGGUUUUAAAGUCGUUAGUAAAAAAGUUUAAUAAUUUAUUGGCAAAAACACGUUUAGGAUACACGAGUAAAUUUAUUAAACCAUGAAUAAAGCUGGAGAAGAAAAAUGUUUGUCUAAUUCAGCAGAACAUAGCCACCAUGAAACAGCAAGUGAAAAAGUCAAGGCCAGAGGACAAUGGAGCAAUAAAACAGAAUUUAUAUUAUCUAUUCUAGGUUAUGCUAUUGGGCUUGGAAACAUAUGGAGAUUUCCAUAUCUAUGUUAUAGAAAUGGAGGAGGUGCUUUUCUGGUGCCGUAUUUAAUAAUGUUAGUAUUCUGCGGAAUACCAUUAUUUUUUUUAGAAACUUCUCUUGGUCAGUUUGCCAGUGUAGGAUGUACAAAAUUGUUCAACAUAUGUCCUUUAUUUAAGGGUGCUGGAUAUGCCAUGAUCGUUGUUAACCUAGUUGUUUGUACAUAUUUUAAUACAAUUUGUGCCUAUCCAUUAAUAUUUUUGAUUCAUUCAUUUAAAUCAAAAUUACCCUGGCAGUUCUGUUCAAAUUCUUGGAAUACAAUAUUCUGCAAUGGGUUUAUAGAUGAACCAGGUUUAAAUACGUCACAUUCCAUAUCAUCGAUUAAAGCCACAGACUUAAAAACUCCCGCUGACGAAUUUUUUCAUCACAAAAUACUACAAAUAUCUCCGGAAGUCACAGAUGUCGGCGGUAUAGUUUGGCCGCUUUUUAUAGCAAAUAUAGUUUCUUGGAUGAUCACGUACGUUUGUAUAAUUAAGGGUAUCAAGUCUGUUGGAAAAGUUGUCUAUUUUACUGCUACUUUUCCGUUUUUUAUAUUAACGAUACUCUUUAUUCGGGGAGUUACACUGCCUGGGGCUUGGAAAGGCAUCAAAUACUAUAUUGUGCCAGAUUGGGAUGAGCUUACAAAUGUUAAGGUGUGGGCAGAUGCUGCAAUACAAAUAUUUUUCUCUUUGGGACCAGGAUGGGGAGGAAUAGUGAACAUUGCAAGUUACAAUGACUUCAGAAACAAUGGAAGAUUAGAUACCAUUAUUGUACCUCUGGCAAAUUCCGGAACAAGUAUAUUCGCUGGGUUUGUUGUUUUUUCUGUUCUUGGAUUCCUUUCGCAUGAAACUGGCUUGCCAUUACCACUUGUUGCCAGUGGUGGGCCUGGCUUGGUAUUUGUGACAUACCCAGAAGCAAUAAGUCUACUACCGCUGCCUCAGCUAUGGUCAGUUUUGUUCUUUUUUAUGUUGUUUUUGCUUGGAUUGGAUAGUUUGUUUGUUCAGGUAGAAACUGUAAUUACAGCAAUAAUGGAUGAAUUUCCGAAUUUAAGAAAGAGACAUUCUUUAGUAACUGUUAGUAUAGUAUUUCUUAUGAUGGCUAUUUCUACAAUAUAUACUACAAACGGUGGCAUGUACUGGCUUCAACUUUUUGAUUGGUACUCAGCUUCUAUACCUGUAGUUUUAAUAUGUUUAGCAGAAGUUUUUAUGGUUGGAUGGAUAUAUGGAGUAAAGAAAUUUAGAAGAGAUAUUGAGUUUAUGCUAAACGAUAAACUUCCUUUAUUUUGGAUAGUUUCAUGGAAAAUUACAACGCCGAUAUUGUUACUGUUUAUAUUUAUCAUGGUGAUAGUAUUUAAUACAAGGAUAAUUUAUCAAAAAAGUGCAUAUCCUGACUGGAUGGUAGCAAUUGGUUGGUUUUCGUCGAUAGCUUCCAUGAUGUGUAUACCACUUUAUAUGAUAUACAGGCUCACAUAUGUCGAAAAAGGAACCUUAAAAGAGAGAAUUAAUUCAUCAUUAAAAGACACUAACUGGGGACCUGCUGAUCAUGUUAAUAGAGAAAUGUGGGAGAAACAUAUCGGCAUAACGAAUGACAUAGCACACCAAAAUCAUAGCCAAGGGCAUGAAUUAAAACCAAUAUAAAUAUAAUAUUUGAAAAUAUUUCUCUUGUAUAUAAAAAUAAAAUUUACAAAAUUU
Messenger RNA from Diabrotica balteata, 2011 nucleotides. The record is from the annotation of a GenBank genome assembly. Lineage: Eukaryota; Metazoa; Arthropoda; Insecta; Coleoptera; Chrysomelidae.